AAUUUAAUUUAUUUUAAAAGUUGCCAAAAUUGAAUUAUUAUAAUAGAAAACAUCAAAUAGCGGGUUUAUGGUAAUACAUAUCUAUUAUAAAUAGUAAUAGAUUAAAAUGUUAGGGUGGACUCUUCUCCCCACGUCCUCUUUAGAUUGGCCAUUAUAUUGAAAUAUUUAAUAAUUUUAAAUAUCUUUUUAUUAAUCCAAAUAUUUUAACUUAUCAUUAUUAAUUAGAUCAGAAUAUCUUUAUAAAACUCUUUCCAUUAUUUAAAAUAGAGAGUUUUUUCAUUGAGGAAAUUCCUAAGAAACCAAUCAAGAUUGCUUCUGCGUUCCGUUUGGGUUGAUGGUUACAGCUCGACCCAUCCCGACCGGCCCGGCUCUUUAAUGGGUCAAUUCUACAUGGUAAUACGAAUUCCCACGUGUCAGUCAUCAGAACUUUUCUCUUCACCUCUUUAUAUACAAACUUCUACUCUGUAGCCUAUCAUUACUCAUCACGAACUCUGUCAAGAAUUACCAUCUCACCCCUUCCUUCCAUGGGGAAUUACAUCUCCUGUACCCUAUCGGUUGCGAUAAUUGAAGCCCAAUCACAAGUGCCGAAGGUAAUUCUCCCCAAUGACGCCAUCCUCCAACUCAGCGCCAGAUUAGUAACGGCGGCAGAGCUCAUGCUUGACCACCCGGGAUAUUUUCUGGUUCAUUCCGGGGCCAUGCUCGUCAGCCGGCGGCUCUUUGCUCUAUCGGCUGAUGAAGAGCUCGAGCUCGGAGCCGUCUAUGUCAUGUUUCCCAUGGAUCGCCUCGGCUCGGUUGCCAGAGAGGAAGACAUGGGUCGGUUGCUCCUGGCUACAGGGAAGGAGGGCAGAAAGGGAGUUUCGGAGUCCACUGCUCAGAUGGCGUCGCCGCUGGAGCCGAGGACUGAGAUGGACGAUGCUUUGAUUGCGGAUUUCAUUUAUUUGAAGAGCUUGUCCAGGUCGAAGAGACCUGCAAUGGACACGAUAAUGGAGGAGGCCUUCCAUUAGCAAAUAUAUGCUUGAAA
Molecule: messenger RNA, 1021 nt
Organism: Dendrobium catenatum
Lineage: Eukaryota; Viridiplantae; Streptophyta; Magnoliopsida; Asparagales; Orchidaceae
Exons: 1
Coding region: 525-1004 (159 amino acids)
Source: RefSeq, a predicted model, not a curated record